CCGAAAGAGAGUAUCGAUCCAAAUGGGGGUUUUGGUUCUGAAUCUGCUUUUGAUAUACUCAGUUCUUAAUCCCAUGUUCAUUUUCAGUUGUAGCUCUAUGCCGCUUUGAACCAUCUCCUGACCAUGACGCUCGGAGGGAAUGAGACGGAUAGGCUUGCAUUGCUAGCCAUCAAAGCUAACAUACAGCACGAUCCCAACCAGGUCAUGAGCACGUGGAAUGAGUCCAUUCACUUCUGCUCGUGGUACGGUGUAACCUGCAGUCGAAGGCAUCACCAGAGGGUCACAAUGCUGGACCUCAAAUCACAAGGCUUGUCCGGCUUCAUAUCCCCACACAUAGGAAAUCUAAGUUUCCUAAGGGAGAUGUACCUCUAUAGCAAUAACUUCACUCAUGAAAUUCCUCCAGAAAUUGGGCGUUUGCGUAGGUUGCAGGUAUUACAUCUAGCUAAUAAUUCAUUUACUGGCCAUAUUCCUACCAACAUAUCCAAUUGCUUCAAUCUUACCUAUCUCAGUUUCGGGUUCAACAAGCUGGUUGGUGAAAUUCCUUCCCAACUCGGUUUCUUGUCUAAGCUUCAGACAAUUGAUUUCGACCAUAAUAAUUUUACUGGAGAAUUCCCUCCUUCCUUUGGGAAUCUUUCAUCUCUUACGCAGCUCGGUGCAACUGUUAACAACUUGGUGGGUAGCAUCCCUACGUCUCUAGGCCAAUUGAAAAAAUUAACUUUCUUUUCGUUGGGCGGUAAUAUGUUGUCUGGUUCCAUGCCUCCCUCCAUUUUUAACCUAUCUGCCAUUGUUUCUUUUUCCAUACUACAAAACCAAAUUCAAGGAAAUCUUCCCUUAAACUUCAGUGAUGCUUUUCCAGUCAUCAAGGUCUUUAGCAUUUUGGGAAACAAAUUUAUUGGAGGCAUUCCAGUGUCAAUAUCCAAUGCAACAAGUCUAGUGUCCUUCGAUGUCUCCCGGAACAAUCUAACAGGACGAGUGCCCAGUUUGCUACCACUUCAUAACCUCAUGGUUUUCUCAGUUGCAGAUUAUCUUGGAAGUGGUAAAGAUGGUGACUUGAGUUUUGUCUCGGAAAUGAUCAAUGCCACACAAUUAAUGUGGUUGUUUUUAGCCUACAACAAUUUCGGAGGGACAUUGCCCACAUCAAUAUCCAAUCUCUCAACCAAUCUUGAACAGCUUUGGGUUCAAGGAAACAACCUACAUGGUAGCAUCCCAAAGUUGGGGAAUCUUGUCAACUUGCAAUCAUUGUCUAUGGAGGAAAACUCCUUCACAGGCAACAUCCCCACUGACAUUGGGAAGCUUAUAAGGCUUGGGGCAUUGUUUCUUAAUAGCAACAAACUAUCAGGGAGCCUUCCAUCCUCCCUUGGAAAUUUAACCAUGUUAACCCUUCUUUACUUGCAAAGAAAUAAUCUUAAUGGCACCAUCCCUUUAAGCCUUGGGCAAUGCCAGGGGUUACUAGAGUUGGAUCUUUCUCAAAAUAACAUUGAUGGCACAAUACCCCAACAACUGCCUAUUGGCCUCCCUUUUUUAUCAAUUUCUUUGAACUUGUCAAAAAAUCACUUUUAUGGUUCUCUCCCAUUGGAGAUAGGAAAUUUGAAGAAUCUAGGUGCAUUGGAUGUUUCAGACAACUUGUUAUCUGGAGAACUUCCUCCUAGCCUCGGCAGUUGUAAGAGUUUAGAAGUCUUACACUUGCAAGGUAACUUAUUCCAUGGGCUCAUUCCUUCAUCUAUGAGUGAGUUGAGAGGGAUUCGAGAUUUAGACCUUUCUCGCAACAAUUUUUCAGGAGAUAUUCCACAUUUCCUAGAGGGCCUUGGUAACUUGCAAAAUCUGAACUUGUCCUUCAAUGAUUUUUGGGGAGCAGUACCAAUUGGGGGUGUUUUUAAGAAUGUAAGUGCCAAUUCAGUUGUGGGAAACAUUGGGCUUUGCAGCGUCACUGCUAAUCUUCAACUUCCUUUGUGCAAGUCUAAGGAGUCUAAAGGAGCAGGAUUGUCUCGUAGAAUGAAAAUAAUGAUCUCUUUAGUAUCCGGGUUUACUCUUUUGGGAAUUGUUGUGGUGAUCUAUAUUCUAUUUUGUUGUUCAAGAAAGAAAAUGAAAGGAACUGAAUUGAGCACUUUGGGGAACUCUAUGUUGCAAGUUUCAUAUGCUAGUCUCCUAAACGCUACUAAUGGGUUCUCCUCAACUAAUUUGAUUGGCAUUGGCGCUUUUGGGUCUGUGUACAAAGGAAUUCUUGAUGAUGAUGCAACUAUUGUUGCUGUGAAGGUGUUUAACAUGUUACAUCGGGGUGCUUCUAAGAGUUUCAUCUCCGAAUGUGAGGCAUUAAGAAACAUCAGACAUCGAAAUCUGGUCAAGAUUUUAACUGCAUGCUCAAGUAUUGAUUUCAAUGGCAAUGAUUUUAAGGCUCUUGUUUACGAGUUCAUGGACAAUGGGAGCUUAGAGGAUUGGUUGCAUCCAUCUACUGGAACUGAAGAGCUAACAGAAGCACCCAAAAGUUUAAAUCUAGUUCAAAGGGUCGACAUCGCCAUUGAUGUUGCUAGUGCAUUGGAUUAUCUUCACAACCAUUGUGAAACACCGAUUGUUCAUUGCGAUCUCAAGCCAAGUAAUGUUCUUUUGGACAGUGAUCUGACUGGACAUGUUUCUGACUUUGGGCUAUCAAGGUUUCUAACAACACCAACCACUAAUGUGCUUGAAAAUCAGUCAAGCUCCAUUGGAAUCAGAGGAUCGGUUGGUUAUGCUGCACCAGAGUAUGGUAUGGGAAGUGAGGUAUCUGUAUAUGGGGAUGUCUACAGCUUUGGCAUUCUUUUGUUAGAAAUGUUUACUGGGAAGAGACCUACUGAUCACAUGUUCAGUGAUGGCUUGAAUCUUCAUAAUUAUGUGAAGACAGCUCUCCCUGAAUGUGUUUCAGAGAUUUCAAAAUCACUAGCUCUUCAAGAAGGCACCGCCAGCGUCGUUGAAGAUCAUAGACAAUUGAGUGUUACACCACAGAAAAUUGAAGAGGGCUUGACUUUGAUAUUUGGAAUUGGGAUUGCAUGUUCUACUGACUCCCCAACAAACCGAAAGGAUAUCAGUAAUGUUGCAGCUGAAUUGAAGUCCAUUAGGAAAAAUCUACUUGGCUAGGAAGGUUUUAAGUUUUUACUCUUAUGUGAAGGCCUUUAAACAUGUUGACAUAUUGUUUUAUCCUUCAAAUAU
Rosa chinensis is the source of this 3180-nucleotide messenger RNA. Its product is annotated as probable LRR receptor-like serine/threonine-protein kinase At3g47570. The record is from RefSeq and is a predicted model, not a curated record. The transcript is spliced from 2 exons. NCBI's taxonomy places the organism in Eukaryota, Viridiplantae, Streptophyta, Magnoliopsida, Rosales, Rosaceae. Gene Ontology annotation, molecular function: protein kinase activity; ATP binding; protein binding. Bases 124 to 3108 code for a protein of 994 amino acids. Gene Ontology annotation, biological process: protein phosphorylation.